Messenger RNA from Opisthorchis viverrini, 384 nucleotides. RefSeq lists its product as hypothetical. Lineage: Eukaryota; Metazoa; Platyhelminthes; Trematoda; Opisthorchiida; Opisthorchiidae. Bases 1 to 384 code for a protein of 127 amino acids. The record is from RefSeq and is a predicted model, not a curated record. The transcript is spliced from 3 exons.
AUGCCGUCUGACGAUUUUUCCAAGCGACACCAAAGUUCACUCAAAGAACUCUUCGUAAGACUGCGUAGCAGUGAAACACCAUUAUUCAUCUCUAGUGUCAACACCUUUGAUGAUAAAGUUGUUGUCGAUGAUGAUGCUGGUGAUGAUGAUGAUGACGAUGAUGAUGAUGAUGAUAAUGAUAAUGAUGAUGAUGAUGAUGAUGAUGAUGAUGAUGAUGAUGAUGAUGAUGAUGAGAAAUACACUUAUUUGCAAAUCAAAUUUGUUUUCACGAAGGAGUCAACUGAGUUUCUUGUUUAUGAUAUUCUGCAACUGAAUGUGCUUUACACAGGCUGCCUCAUGUUUCAGCUGGCAGGAUAUUCGAGAUAUUGCAGUAUAUUCUCAUAA